CUCUUUUUUUCUUUUCUCAAAAGUUUGAAUUCAUUUUUAUGCAAUGGCAAAUAAUGACUUUGGAAAUCCGUUAAAGAAAUUCAAACUAGUCUUCCUUGGUGAACAAAGUGUUGGUAAGACUUCCUUGAUUACUAGGUUCAUGUAUGAUACUUUUGACAAUACUUAUCAGGCCACCAUUGGUAUCGACUUUUUGUCAAAAACAAUGUAUAUGAGUAACAGAACAUUACGACUACAGUUAUGGGAUACUGCUGGUCAGGAACGCUUUCGCUCACUUAUUCCAAGUUAUAUUCGCGAUUCAUCAGUUUGUGUAGUUGUAUAUGAUAUCACAAGUAGGGCUUCUUUUAUCAACACAUCAAAGUGGAUCGAUGAUGUACGAGCUGAACGAGGAAUGGAUGUGAUCAUUGUAUUAGUGGGUAACAAGACAGAUUUGAAUGAUAAACGACAAGUAUCUGUGGAAGAAGGGGACAACAAGGCGAAGGAAUAUAAUAUUAUGUUUAUUGAAACAAGUGCAAAGGCUGGAUACAAUGUCAAGACUCUAUUCAGAAAAAUAGGUGGUGCAUUACCAGGAAUUGAAAAUGAACUGAAUGAGGAACAAACAGAUCAGUUAACCAAAGUGGAUCUGUCGGAUACAACAGCAAAUAGAGUAGAAAGUAGUUAUUGUUCAUGCUAGUUAAUAUACAUCCCCCCUCUUUUACUAUAUCAUUUUAUUUUUAUCCAUCUAUAUAUAUAUUAUUUUCUUUUUUUUACCCUAUAACACUUACAUGAUUUUUCUUCAACAUUCAACAUAUUCUUUAUAUUGACAAUCUCCCCCUAUUUUCGUUUUAUUUCAAUUAACUUCAAAUAAAUAUAUACUAUAUAUAUAAAUACAAUACUAUUCUAUACUAUUUUUUUUUUUUUUUACUUUGUACUAAACUUGAUGAAUA
This is a messenger RNA of Halteromyces radiatus, 923 nucleotides long. Its product is annotated as ras family-domain-containing protein. Bases 44 to 670 code for a protein of 208 amino acids. The transcript has 9 exons. The record is from RefSeq and is a predicted model, not a curated record. Gene Ontology annotation, molecular function: GTPase activity; GTP binding. Lineage: Eukaryota; Fungi; Mucoromycota; Mucoromycetes; Mucorales; Cunninghamellaceae.